Molecule: messenger RNA, 970 nt
Organism: Cynara cardunculus var. scolymus (artichoke)
Lineage: Eukaryota; Viridiplantae; Streptophyta; Magnoliopsida; Asterales; Asteraceae
Exons: 1
Coding region: 106-828 (240 amino acids)
Source: RefSeq, a predicted model, not a curated record
CUUUCAUUUCUCUCUCUAUAAUCUGUAUUCAUCCCCAACCAGUCCAGUUAUAAAGCUCUAAUUUUUAAGAAAAGAAGCCUAAUUUCGACGAAAAAGAAACCCACCAUGGCUUUCAUUUGUGGAUCUUCUGGCAACCAAGAAGACGACUUUGAAGUUCUUUGGCCAUCUCAAAGGAAAACAACAAGAAGACACAGUUUCUGCAGCAGAAGCAAUAAAGACAGCAAGAAUCCAUACUCAAAUCGUGGUCUUGAUAAAUUUGAAGCUCUUUUGGCCGAUCUUGAUGGCAAGCGACAGAAGAUCUUUACUCAAAAAGGGUCUGAAGAUAUCUCUUUUGUUCGGUUUGUCUACUCGAAUUCGAAUGAUGUCAAACCCAUUGUUGUCAAGAUCAAGGAUCAAAGAAAACAAGAUCAGAAACUCAAGGCCGAAAACCCUAAAACCGCUGAAUUAUCUCCACCGCAUCCGCCAAAUAGCAACAAAACUGGCGGUGGCACGAGGGUGGAAGGUGCAAAACCGUCGAUUGAUCUAUGCAAGAAGAAAGAUCAAUGGAGAAGAAAGGUUGGGGAUUGGUGGAAGCCAUGGUUUUGUUUGCCUCUUUUUGUGAUCUUGAUCUUGGUAUUUUUGGUGUUCUUUGGCCGGUCUUUCGCGAUAUUAUGCACGUCUUUAGGAUGGUAUCUGGUGCCGGCGACAUCUGAAAUAAACCCGAAAAGGCAGAAGAAGAUGGUGAAGAAAGAAUAUGCAAGAAAAUCGAGUGAAAAGAUGAUUAUAUCUCCAAGAAGCAUCCUCAACAGUGAACCGAUGAACAAUCAACCCCAUCGGAAAAGCUUUUGAUUUCAAGUUUUUUUGUUGUUAGUUUUGAAUUGUGGAUGAUGGGUGAUCCUGAUCCAUGUACAUAUUUUUUUAUUUGGUCACAUUUUUGAAUAUUGUAGCGGUUGGAAACUUGGGAAUUGAUUCAAUGUCCAUUGAACAACGA